AUGCACACACAUUUUGGCCAUUUCGAUUUGGCGAUGGAGGGCGUCCACGAGGCGCUGAGUGCGGCGCAGGAGGCGGCCGACACCUCGUGUCUGGCGCACGCGGCCGCCUGGGGCGCGCUGGCGGGCGGCAGGGCGCGCCGCUCGGCGCUCUUGGCGCGGCUGCCCAGUGCACCGCGCGUCGCCGGCGCCGCCGCACAGCUGAUGGCGCAGCACGCCGCCGUCAACGCGGCUAAUCCGUGCGAGGUUUUUCAGAUCAUAACAAGAGGAGAAUCUAUAAAUUACCUUCAUUCAAUGACCGACUUCACCAUGGCAGGUUUGGCGAAUACUGCAGCAUUGUGGUCAUUAUAUGGUAAAACUGAAAUGGCAUCUAUAAGUUGUCAGUUGCUCCUGAAUCUCAAUACAAAGUGCAACGUGGGGUCGAGCAGCGUGUGGCACUGGUCAGAAGCGUGCGCGGUGGCGGGAGCGGGCGCGGCCACCGUGGCAGCGUGGCGCGGUGAGGGCGCGCUCGCCGCCGCGCUGCUCUCUCACUUGCACCACCUGCCGUCGCCGCCGCUCAGGGCCGUGGCGGCGAGGCACCGCGCCGGCGCCGCCCUACUAGCCGGCAAAUGGGAGGAAGCCGAUUUAAACAUACGUCAACUAGCAUCCUUUGAUAGGUGGGAGAGCCAAUUGCUUAAAGCAGAGAUGUAUUUUCUCAAAGGAGACGCCAUGGAUUCUCUGGAAACCCUGCAAGACAUUUUGAACUAUUGUAACACUGAAGACGAUAGUCUACACUUCUCUUCAUUAAAGCUCAAAGCAAUGAUUUUAAUGUCUCAAGUGCAGCUAUCGUACAGCAGCAGCCAAUCGACCAACAUUCUAUUGUUGAAUGAAGCAUUGUCAUGGGCGAAGAGGUACCAUUUGCACUACCUAUCGGCCACCGUAGAAAUGCACAUUGCUAAUGUGCAGCUGCACAUGGGGUGUGCGAAGAAUGCUCUUGUGCUUGUUAGAAAAGUGUUGCCUGUAAUAAUGGCGCACGGUAGUGCGUAUGACAUGGCGAGAGGGUUAUUGCUGUACACCAAGUGCCGUAUUGCCACUGCACCUCCCAGUGGCGAGGCUCGAGUACUAGUGUUUCAGUCAUGCUGUGAAGCAUUAGAAUCCGUCAAAGAGAAUUUUUGCAAAAUUGGCGCACAAUUGCGAUUGUUACAAACCUGGUAUAUACAGGCACAACUAUAUAAUGAUGUGGGCAACAUCGCAGGCAGAAAUCAGUGUGCGUGGAUGUAUAGACAAUUAGAAACCCAAAACCCUGUGGAUUUAUCAAAUAUGUUACAUAUAAUGUAC
Messenger RNA from Iphiclides podalirius (scarce swallowtail), 1314 nucleotides. NCBI's taxonomy places the organism in Eukaryota, Metazoa, Arthropoda, Insecta, Lepidoptera, Papilionidae. The record is from the annotation of a GenBank genome assembly.